AUGGAUUCCUCUCGUGUUUUUAAAUAUGCUGUUGGAGCUCACAAUGUGUUCCAGCUGGUGAAUGGAACUUUGUUCCAAAACUGUGUUAAGCCACCAGCAAAUGAGGCUCUCACUACUGGAGAAGACCACAUAGCGUUGGGGAGUCCAGGCAAAAAAUGGUACAUUUGUGGUGUGGGGAAGCACUGUGAAGGAGGUCAAAAGCUGGCUAUAGAAGUGAUGGGAAGUAUGGGUCCAGCACCUUCUCCAAACAGUGGUGUCAAAGCCAGCAUUUCUAAGCUUUCAAUGAUCAUCAUAUUUGCCAUAGUGAGCUUGGUGAUGAUCAGGGUUUAA
This is a messenger RNA of Tripterygium wilfordii, 330 nucleotides long. RefSeq names its product blue copper protein 1a-like. Gene Ontology annotation, cellular component: plasma membrane. The coding region runs from base 1 to 330 and encodes 109 amino acids. Lineage: Eukaryota; Viridiplantae; Streptophyta; Magnoliopsida; Celastrales; Celastraceae. Gene Ontology annotation, molecular function: electron transfer activity. The record is from RefSeq and is a predicted model, not a curated record. The transcript is spliced from 2 exons.